This is a messenger RNA of Solanum dulcamara, 1221 nucleotides long. Its product is annotated as protein HEADING DATE 3A-like. Bases 75 to 602 code for a protein of 175 amino acids. Lineage: Eukaryota; Viridiplantae; Streptophyta; Magnoliopsida; Solanales; Solanaceae. The transcript has 4 exons. The record is from RefSeq and is a predicted model, not a curated record.
UACUCAUAAAAUUGUAAGAAACAAAAAAUCAGCUUAUUAAUUUGGAGAUCCACUAAAUUCAAGAAGAAAAAAACAUGUCAAGAGAUCCACUAAUAGUUUCUGGAGUUGUAGGAGAUGUUGUGGAUCCAUUCACAAGGUGUGUAGACUUUGGUGUAGUUUACAACAAUAGGGCCGUCUACAAUGGAUGUGCCUUGAAGCCUUCACAAGUUGUCAACCAACCUAGGGUUGACAUUGGUGGAGGCGCCAUUCACACUUUUUACACUCUGAUUAUGGUGGAUCCUGAUGCUCCAAACCCUAGUAAUCCAAACUUGAGGGAAUAUCUGCACUGGCUGGUCACAGAUAUCCCAGCAGCCACAGGGGCAACCUUUGGCAAUGAAGUCGUACGCUACGAGAGCCCACGUCCAUUGAUGGGUAUCCAUCGCUAUAUUUUCGUGUUGUUCCGGCAAUUGGGACGAGAGGUCAUCAAUGCGCCAGACAUAAUUGAUUCUCGUCAAAAUUUUAACACAAGAGACUUUGCGAGGUUUCAUAAUCUUGGUUCGCCUGUUGCUGCUAUUUACUUCAAUUGCAAUAGGGAGAGUGGUACCGGUGGCCGUCGCCUAUAAAUUUCAUUUAUACAUUUGAAUUAAGUCUUGUUACAAUUGAAAAUCUCAGCUCCUAAUAAGGUGUUACAGUUAGAUAUUUUUGAUUCAAAUUUUUAAGAAAAAAAUUGCGCGUAUUUUCAUUCGUUCAUUAGAUAGUUAUGUUAAUCACAAAAAAUAUGUCAUCUCUUUUAAUUAUAUAUAUGCAUUCACCCUCAAAUAGAAAAUGUCUAGGCUUUUACAACUUAUUGAGGCGAAUGCGUGUAAUUAAAAAAAAGGACAUAUUUUAUGUGGUUAAUUUAACUACCUAAUAAAACAAAUGAGAACACAAACAAAAAGAAAUUCUAAAAUUUGAAUUAAAAGUUUCUAAUUGAAAUAUUUUAUUAGGAAUUGAUAUAUGUAAUUGAAACUUGGCUUAGUUUGAAUGUUGAAAUAUGAUAUUAUGACAAGUUUAAGGAUUAAUUAUUAUUAAAACCUACCUAAAAAAUAAACUGUGUCUUCUAAAUUUUAUUACUGAUCAAAUGGAGGAGUCUACCUGUAAAAGUUUAGAUACUCAUAUUAUAUCUACUGCUAAGGUUUGGGCUUGUUAUUAUUAAAUUAUUAUAGUUCAAUUCAAUUCUAUUUAAUAUAGUCAUUCAUGCAU